GUUCAGCAGCAAAUUAAAAUUAGGGCUUUUCUGCAGCAGCUUCCUCUCUCACUCUCUCUGCGCCUCCGAUAUUCAUUCACCCCCUUUGGUUAUAAAAAAGAGCUAAGAAGAUUCAGACUUCCACCACCGAAUCAGCAUCCCAGAGCUCUGAGCCAUAACCAAGUAGGAUGGUGAGGAGAGGUCGCGGCGGUGGUAUGGGCGGAGGAAUAAAUCGGAGAUACCUGAGUCAAGUUAUGGAUUCGUGCGGGAAGGACUUAGCUACGGCAGAGGAAAUGGUGGAUGACCUUCGUUCCAGGUACGGUAACUUCGCGAGGCUGACCCGUCAAGUGCUCCUGCUCAACGUCAGGAAUGUCCUCAGUGCCCGAAACAAGCGUGCCAAAGACGAAGUGGAAGAUGACAACAACGGCGGCGAUGAUUCCGAUGGUGGUGGUGCUGCUCCUAGUAAGAUGAAGAAACCGAGACGUGUUGAUGAGAAAGAGGAGAAGUUGCAGCGAGCUGAGCAAUCUCAUCUCAAGAGGAGAAACAGAGAGAAGUCUCCUUCUUCUUCUUCGUCUGAAGAAGACAGUGGCGAUAUCUCCACUUCUGAGGACGCCAUAUACAGCCAGAAGCUGAGCCCGAGGUUUGAUUUGAUCAAUGACAGCUUACGAGAUAACUACGCUAAGAUGAAUAAUAGCCCCGCCGCCAAGAAACCAAUUGUGGAAGUUGAGACUGUUACCAACAACAACAAAGGUAGAAGCAAGAUGACUACAAUGGGGCUUAAAAAGGAAGCUAGAGUCUCUCUUCCCUUGAGCGGAACUACUCCUACUCAUAAUAAUAAUAAAGGAGGAGGAGGAGGACCUACUUUUAAAGACUUUGGUGGGAUUAAAAAAGUGUUGGAUGAUUUGGAGAAUUAUAUCCUCUUCCCUCUUCUCAACCCUCCUCCCUUUAUGACGAUGGGAGUCAAGCCUCCUAGCGGCAUUCUCUUCCACGGCCCACCUGGCUGUGGCAAGACUCAGCUCGCCAAUGCCAUUGCCAAUGAAGUCGGUGUUCCCUUUUAUCAGAUUUCAGCUACUGAAGUCGUUUCUGGCGUCUCUGGUGCUUCUGAAGAGAAUAUUAGAGAGCUCUUCUCCAAAGCCUAUAGGACCGCGCCUUCCAUUGUGUUUAUCGAUGAGAUUGAUGCCAUUGGAUCUAAGAGGGAGAACCAGCAACGGGAGAUGGAGAAGCGGAUUGUUACUCAGUUAUUGACUUGUAUGGAUGGACCUCGUAACAAAAAAAAUGAUGAUGCUGAUUCUAGUUCUUCUGGAUAUGUUCUCGUCAUUGGAGCUACUAACAGGCCUGAUGCUCUUGAUCCUGCUCUCAGGAGAAGUGGGCGAUUUGAGCGCGAGAUUGCUCUAAACGUCCCUGAUGAAGAUGCCAGGGCUGAGAUACUCUCUGUUGUAGCUCAAAGGCUUAGACUUGAAGGUUCCUUUGACAUGAAAAGAAUCGCUCGCUUGACACCGGGUUUUGUUGGAGCUGAUUUGGAAGGUGUAGCUAACAUGGCUGGAAGCCUAGGCAUAAAGAGGGUCAAGGAUUCAAGAAAAUUGCAACUGUCCGGUGACAGUGACAACCAGGAUGAUAGGUCUUGGCUGAGGCAGCCAUGGUCAGAAGAAGAUUUGGAAAAGCUCUUUGUCAGAAUGUCUGAUUUUGAGGAAGCAGUGAAGUUAGUUAAGGGAUCUUUAACUAGAGAAGGUUUCUCUACCGUGCCUAAUGUCACAUGGGGGGAUGUUGGUGGACUUGACCAUCUACGGCUUGAACUCAACAAUUACAUAGUUAGGCCUAUAAAAAAUCCAGAGAUUUAUAAGGCUUUUGGAGCGAGCUUAGAGACAGGUUUCUUGCUCUAUGGACCACCGGGUUGUGGUAAGACGUUGGUUGCAAAGGCAGUUGCAAACGAGGCAGGAGCUAAUUUCAUACACAUUAAGGGUCCAGAACUUCUAAAUAAAUACGUUGGAGAAAGCGAGCUUGCUAUUAGGACCUUGUUUCAGCGCGCCCGGACAAGCUCGCCAUGUGUGCUCUUCUUUGAUGAGGUGGAUGCUUUGACAACAAGUCGAGGCAGAGAAGGUGGUUCGGUUGUUGAAAGUGUUUUGAACCAGUUUCUUACUGAACUGGACGGUGGAGAGAGACGUAAUGUGUAUGUAAUUGGAGCUACAAACCGGCCCGAUGUGAUUGAUUCUGCUUUACUAAGACCGGGUAGGUUUGGGAAUCUUGUGUACGUACCGCUGCCUAACGCGGAUGAGCGUGUUUUAAUCCUCAAAUCAAUUGCAAAGAAGAGACCAAUAGAUCCGAGUGUUGAUCUGGAUGCCAUUGCAAAGAACUGUGAAGGUUUCAGCGGAGCUGAUCUCGCUAACCUGAUGGACAAAGCUAUACACGUGGCAGUGAAGGAGAAAUUCGGGUCCAGUGAGUCGUCUGAAGAUAAUAAUAUAGAUUUAAGUGAUUGUACCAUCAAGAUGACUCAUUUCGAGCAAGCCUUGUCCUUAGUCACACCAUCUGUGAGCAAACAGCAAAUAAAACACUAUGAGGAACUUCCAAAGAAGCUACAAAGAAGCACGGGAAGAAACAACAUGGAGCAAAUCAACGUAGGAUCAUCUUUUACCCUCGAGGAAAAUAAAGUACUCUCUUAAGUUAUACUCCCAUUUUCCCGAGGGAGAUGCCAUAUGUUUUUUUUUUCUUGUCCAAACUUUAGACCUAAUGAUAUGAUGAUCAUCAAGUUUUGCGUGGUUCCAACAA
Messenger RNA from Brassica oleracea var. oleracea, 2742 nucleotides. Its product is annotated as cell division control protein 48 homolog C. Gene Ontology annotation, molecular function: ATP hydrolysis activity; ATP binding; RNA binding. The transcript has 8 exons. Bases 168 to 2636 code for a protein of 822 amino acids. Gene Ontology annotation, biological process: ribosome biogenesis. Gene Ontology annotation, cellular component: nucleus. Lineage: Eukaryota; Viridiplantae; Streptophyta; Magnoliopsida; Brassicales; Brassicaceae. The record is from RefSeq and is a predicted model, not a curated record.